AUGUUCUUCACGGGAAGCUUGCAAGAGGGCAUCGCCUCUGCGCUUCAGCAGAGCAAAUGCGUAUUUUGCUUCGUGACAGAUGAGCAGGAGGAGAGCCAGCGCUGGGAGACCGAGUAUCUCACCGAGGAUUCUGUCGCUAUUCUGCUCCAAGAUGAAGCCGUCGCCCUGCGUCUGAAGCAGGGCUCAGAGGAGGCCGGCUUCUUGGCCGCCAUCUUCCCCCUCCCCAAUACACCUACCGUGGUGGUCAUCAAGAACGGCGACUUGAAGGAGUACAUCGUCGCAGGCACCACCAAAGACGAGUUUGUCCGACGUCUGACGACUGCGUUCCGCGGUGCUCAGGGCCAGCCCGCCGCAGCGCAACCUGCCCAGCCGGCUCCCGCCCCGGCGCCGGCAGCUCAGCCGGCCGACGACCUGUACGACGAGGAGCCAUAUUCCGCCCCUCAAACUACCACCCAGACCCAACCGCAGACCACUGAACCCACCCCGGCAGCAAACACCCAGACAGACCGCGAGCGCGAAAACGCCCGCGCCCUGCAAGCCGUCCUCGCCGAGCGCGCCGUCCGUCUCGAGGCAGAGCGCGCCGAGAACGAGCGCAAGGCCAAGAAAGCCCGCGCUGCAAGUGCGGAGGCCGACAAUUCCAAGCAGGCGGCGGACACCCGCAAUCACAAGGAGGCCCUCAAGAAGGCGCGCCAGGAGGCCGCCGAGGAAAAGGCGCGGAUCCUCAAGAAGAUCGAGGACGACCGUGCCGAGCGCCGGGCCAAGGCCGCCCAGCGGGCCGCGCUGCGGGAGAAGGAGGCCGAGCCGAAGCUGGGGGACGUCGCUGCGGCGCUGACGAGGUCUGAGUCGAGCUCCCUGGCGCCGGGGAAGUCUGCCUCGAGCGGUAUGACUGCCCUGCAAGUGAGGCUCCUGGACGGGUCGACGAUCCGCAACCGGUUCUCGAGCGGGAAGAAGAUGGCUGAGGUGAGGAAGUGGGUGGACGAGGCGCGGACGAAUGGGAGCAAGGAGCCUUACCGGUUCAAGGUUGUGCUUGCGCCGCUGCCUAGCCGGAAGAUUGACGACACCGAGGAGGGCAAGAGUCUUGCGGACUUGGGGCUCUCGCCUUCGUCCACGCUGGUUCUGGCGCCUGUCGGGGCGCAUGUUAGUGCGUACGAGGGCGAGGGCUUGGGAGGCAUGCUGGUCACGUUCUUGAUGAUGCCGCUGUCGUUGCUGCAAUGGCUCUGGGGACUGAUUACCGGUGUGUUUUCUGGUCUCGGCAGGAGGAACGAAGAGGGGGCGGCGGAGCCGGUCACGGUUAGAGAGCAGCGGAAGGGCAGGUUCUCGCAGUUUGAGAAUGCGGAUGAUCGGAGGGGGGACCAACAGUUCUACAACGGCAACUCGACCAACUUUGAGCCACGACCUGACGAGAAGAAGGAUGAGUGA
Colletotrichum chrysophilum is the source of this 1419-nucleotide messenger RNA. RefSeq lists its product as uncharacterized. The record is from RefSeq and is a predicted model, not a curated record. The coding region runs from base 1 to 1419 and encodes 472 amino acids. The transcript is spliced from 4 exons. NCBI's taxonomy places the organism in Eukaryota, Fungi, Ascomycota, Sordariomycetes, Glomerellales, Glomerellaceae. Gene Ontology annotation, molecular function: protein binding.